This is a messenger RNA of Danio aesculapii, 1086 nucleotides long. It is a transcript of the gene clrn1, whose product is annotated as clarin 1. Gene Ontology annotation, biological process: sensory perception of sound; equilibrioception. The record is from RefSeq and is a predicted model, not a curated record. The transcript is spliced from 3 exons. Bases 34 to 732 code for a protein of 232 amino acids. Lineage: Eukaryota; Metazoa; Chordata; Actinopteri; Cypriniformes; Danionidae.
CUGAGGCUGUGCGCGUCGCCGUGUCCAAACACAAUGCCUAACCGUCAAAAGCAAGUUAUAUUCUCCAUCGCCGGUGUGCUUUGUUUUGGUUGUGUUUUAGUCGUGGCGACUGCAAUGGGGACUCAGUUUUGGGUUCAAGCGGCUGUUUUGUGUAAAACAGGAGCUCAAAUUGUUAACGCGUCCGGGGCAGAGCUGGGCAAAUUCAUCGGAAGGGCAAACUACGGACUUUUCCACGGACAUGGGAUGAAACAAUGUGGUCUGGGAGACAGACCCUUUUAUUUUUCAUUUUUUCCUGACCUGAUGGAUGUGGUUCCAGCCAGUCUUCACGUGAGCGUAAUCUUCUUCUGCGCGGUGCUCAUCGUCUUCUCCUCAGUGUGCUGCGGAUUCUUCUUUUACAAUGCUUUCGGGAGCCCAUAUGAGACGCUGCAUGGACCCCAGGGCCUUUACCUCUGGAACAUGAUCAGCUCUUUCUGUGCCUGCUUGGUCCUCAUUUUGUUUUCCUCUGAGGUAAAGCUGCACCACCUCACCGAGAUCAUCUUCAACUUCAACGAGGGCAGCUUCGUCUACAAGACUCACAGCGAGCGUUACGACAAGUCCUUCUGGCUCAUCUUCCUCACCUUCCUCUUGCAUGGCCUCAACGUCCUGCUCAUCCGCCUGGCCGGGAUCCAGUUCCCCUUUCAGGAGGCCAAAGAGUCCGACGCCAGCACUGGAGCUGCAGAUCUCAUGUACUGAGCGGCUCUUUUCUUUUGUUCGUCUUCCUCCCCUGCACACGACAUCCACCCGCAGCGAGGAGCGCUUCUCAAUAGGAGUCUUCUGGACGCCAGCAUCCGCUUUGUUUACAGCGGAAAGUCAAGGCACAUUUGAGCCUCUUAAGCCAUUGAGAGCACGUGGUGGUGUUGAGCCUGGAGAUGCUCGUGUGUCUGGAGGGAAGAACAUUCAGUCUGUCAAUCACUGAAACAAUUAACGCUCACUGUUUCGAGCGGCUGAUGAAAACAGCCUGUAGUUUCCAGUCUGCAUGGGGACAUCAGUUUCCUCUGCUCGCCGAGCUUUUAUUCGCACAAAAGGGAUGCGACAAUUGGCGAUGCU